Messenger RNA from Diachasma alloeum, 853 nucleotides. RefSeq names its product odorant receptor 82a (gene Or141nte). Gene Ontology annotation, cellular component: plasma membrane. Lineage: Eukaryota; Metazoa; Arthropoda; Insecta; Hymenoptera; Braconidae. Gene Ontology annotation, biological process: sensory perception of smell; detection of chemical stimulus involved in sensory perception of smell. Gene Ontology annotation, molecular function: odorant binding; olfactory receptor activity. The transcript has 6 exons. Bases 10 to 777 code for a protein of 255 amino acids. The record is from RefSeq and is a predicted model, not a curated record.
GGUGUGUAUAUGGGUACCGUUAGUUUCACGACGGAGCCUCUGCAGGAGCGAAUGAUAUACCCACUGCUCUAUCCCAAUAUCACGAUACCAAAGCGAUUUCCAACGCCAAUGUACUUCGGCUCCCUCGAUCUCGACACCUACUACUACCCCCUUUUCGUCAUGUCCACCUGUUGUACAUUUCUCGUAAUGACGGUGGUGGGCUCCUGCGAUGUGCUACUGUUCAUGUAUGCGGAACAUGCGUGCGGGUUAUUCAAAGGAUUAGGAUAUGCCAUUGAGAAUCUCCCGCCGCAGGAGGAGAAUGAGGGAAGCGACUUGGGUUUCUAUUACUUGAGGAGCUGUGCGGUGGUGCAUAAACGUGCAAUAGAAUUUGCAGAAGGCAUCCGAGACAUUUACCUCUGGAAUUUCUUCGGAGUUAUUGGACUCAACAUGAUCCUGAUGAGUGUAACUGGAGUGCAGGUGGUGACGAACUUGGACGCUAUGGAGAAAGUCGUCAAAUACUCUGUCUUCGUCUUCAUGCAGAUGGUGCAUCUCUUCAUCGAGUGUUUGGCCGCCCAGCGACUGAUGGACGCCAGUUUCGAGCUCAAAGAGACCCUGACCAACGCGAAGUGGUAUAUGGCAUCCAAGAAAACUCACAAGUUAAUCCUUCUGAUGCUCAUGAGGAGUCAAAUUCCGAUCGUUCUGAGUGCUGGCAAGAUGAUUGUCAUGAAUAUGGACACUUAUGCUGUUGUUCUGAAAACAGCAGCUUCUUAUUUCACAGUCUUCUUGGCGAUGCAGUGAAAAAAUACAUUGUAUAUUGAAUGAGCAAAUUAUACCGGAUCGAAUGUAAUCGCAUUGUAAUCGAAGGUUAACAUUA